This is a messenger RNA of Liolophura sinensis, 2088 nucleotides long. RefSeq names its product protein FAM227B-like. Lineage: Eukaryota; Metazoa; Mollusca; Polyplacophora; Chitonida; Chitonidae. The coding region runs from base 3 to 1913 and encodes 636 amino acids. The record is from RefSeq and is a predicted model, not a curated record. The transcript is spliced from 15 exons.
AAAUGGAGAACUUUAAUAGGUUGGGGUCGCCAAUGGAAUUAUGUGAAGAAACAUUGGAUAAAACUACAGCAGUGAUAGAAAAACGGAGAAAAUGCUUGGAGGCUAAGCAAAGAACAAAGUCUCCUUUUAUGAUUGGUUCAAUUGAUGAUUUGAAUCACAAAAUUGCUCAUCUUGACCGUCGACUACAAAAUUACAACUUGCUAGUUGCUGACAGCAGAAAUUCAGAUCGUGAUGACUGGCGAGAUCGACACCCAUCUAGUGCUAAAAACAAGCAGAAAUCAGAGCAGUUGGAAAAGGAGAGGAAGGAAAUUAACCAGUUUGCUGGAAUGUAUUGUGUAAAAUCCACGUUCACACCUGGAUUAAGUGAAAGAGCCAGAAAUAUAUCUAAAAUAACUUUUAACCACAACAAACACCCAGCUCCAGUGAGUCCCAAAAAGGAGACUGGAAAGCCAAAAUUUGUUGAAUUGCAUCAAUACCCAGGGUAUGAGUUAACAGAAAUCUGCCCUUUGCCAGAUGAUAUCCCUGCACUCCAGAUCUUGCGCAUGGUUACAGAAGCCUCUGUUAAUUUAAGCAAAAAGCCUGUAUACCAGCCCGUGUUUGAAAGACUUUUCUAUUCUGACCUGUCCCAAGCCUUACUGUGUGAUCUCUUCUGGUACAUUUUUCUGGAGAAAUUUCAGCCGAGCCAGCACUCUCAGCAGAGACUAUUUAACAGGGUUGCACAUAAUUAUGUGAAGUUGCUGAUGUAUGCAAAAUCUCCAGAGUAUCGAGACACUUUCUUCAAGUAUUACCCCAGCCUGAUGUCACAGGGAGUAUAUGCUGCCUACUGUGAGGCCUUUCCUGAUUCCUACAGGCAGUUUGGAGAAACCUUCAAGGAAGAUGUGGUUUGUCUGGUGACUGAGUGGAUGACAGGAACAAAACCAGCUCAUAGAAGUUGGAUGAAAUGGAAUUUGGGUAAAUUGGAGCCAGAAAACAUAAAGAUGAGGGAAGAAAUAUUAAACCAGCAGAAGAAUAAAAAAUCCAGCUCUGUGAGCUUUGAUUUCUUGGAUAACCUGGGAGGGACAUCUAACCCCAACUUAAGUAUACACAGCUCCAACUCUAAUCUCAACCAGUCCAGCUCCAUUUCAUCUCUGAGCUCUAAAAAACCACUGAAGAAACAUCUCAGCAUGCAUAACAACCAGAGAGUGAAAUUUUCGAGCAAGUCUUUAGAGAAAGAGUCGGGCCAACCCCAUGCAGCCUCCACUCCAAGGAGCCUGGUAGAGGGCAAGUCCGUGGAGAAACCCCCAAAACAGAACGGGGUAGACCCUCACCAGCUCACAGAAGCACUCACACCAAUCCGUGAGCAGACCACUGAGGACAAGGAUCACCAAGAUAAGACACAAAAGAAGUGUGCGAUAUCUGUCAACACAUCAAAUAGCUUGACUGUUAAAACACGCAUCGACCAUGCAACAGUCAAGUCUGAGUCUCAUCCUGCUUGUAAAGGCCCCGAGUUUGUGAGAAGCGUGUUUAAUGUACAGGGGCAAAGUCCACUCGUGGCUCAUUUUCUUAGGAUGAACCAUUUGGAAUCUACCUCCGGCACGAUAUUGAAGGUUCAGAGGACAGAGCUGGAGAAUCUGCCAUCUCUCGAUGCCCCGACAUACCGUGAUGUCAUCAGACAGUCAUACAAAGUUGUUACUGACAUUUCAAAGAGACAUCAGCUGCUUUUGGACAAAGCAAACAAGGAAAGUUUAAUUUGUCACAGACGACAGAGGAAGAUUUUGCGUGAUCACAUUAACAGAGAAGCUGCGUUAUUAUCUAAACCCAGGGAAGUCAAGAGACUGAGCGAUCUACUGAUUCUAGAACAAAAGAAAGAUCAGGAUUCCAUAUCAGCUGGAGCAGAUGCCGCCAUUGAGGCCGCACUGGUGGCAGGGGAGUGAACUAGAUCUGAAAUUCUUUUCAUUUAAAUAUUUUUGUACCAUUUAUUUUUCUGUCUACUUUAACACUCCAAAAAUUGAGAUUUACAUAUUUUGGAUCAUAUAUUAUUUCUGAGAGGUUUUCUUCAAACUGGUGUGAUAUUGCAUAUUUUAUAAAAUACAUUAUGUUUGCAGGAUU